This is a messenger RNA of Dromaius novaehollandiae (emu), 1070 nucleotides long. It is a transcript of the gene CCL17, whose product is annotated as C-C motif chemokine ligand 17. NCBI's taxonomy places the organism in Eukaryota, Metazoa, Chordata, Aves, Casuariiformes, Dromaiidae. The transcript has 4 exons. The coding region runs from base 561 to 845 and encodes 94 amino acids. The record is from RefSeq and is a predicted model, not a curated record. Gene Ontology annotation, cellular component: extracellular region. Gene Ontology annotation, molecular function: chemokine activity. Gene Ontology annotation, biological process: immune response.
CUGAUGACUCAGGAGCUAACGGUGCCUCUUUCUGCGAGCUUUCUUUGGGAUGGGACUGCUGGAAGGAGCACACGGGCAGGGUAAAUGCUGACUCCUGAAGAGCCUGCUCCCAUGUUACACUGCCUCUGCAAGUCCGUAGGAAAGCUCCCAGGCAGGGCAGGCGGUCCUGACCUCUGCUGUGGUUAUUCAGGAUAAGCUGUGCUCCAGAGCCCGACUCGCCUCCCCGGUCAGCCUGUGACCACUGUCCCCGCAGACUGUGGCAAUCUCCUUCCAAAGAAUGAAGAAGUCGUGGGUUUGUCCUUCCUCGAACAGCACGUCAGAUCCCGGGAUUAUCUCUGUCUAUAGCCCUGAAGAUCCCACAUGUGACAUGGAAACCCCCUCAGCCUCAGAAAACACAUGCUGCUUUCACUUGAAUUUGGUUGAAAUUUUCUGGAAAGCAGCUAAUCUGUGGAGGAGGUAGAGAGGAUAAAUUGUGGUGCCUCCCUGCCCGAGCUAACAUUCGAGCUCCUCAGGAGAGGCAGAGCAUCACUGUGCUGAGGAAGAGCCCCUGCAUAGCCGCCAUGCUCAGCGUGGGGACAGUCCUGGUGCUCAUGCUGCUCCUCACCUUCUCUUCACACUGCGCAGCAGUCCCUUACACACCUACAGAAUGCUGCUUCAGUUAUAUAAAACAUACUGUCCGAUCUGCUAAUCUGAAGGAUUCCUAUGAGACCUCCAAGGAGUGUUUCCUUCCAGCAAUCGUGUUUGAGACUAAGAAUGGGAACAAGGUCUGCGCAGACCCAAACCUGCCCUGGGUGGUGAAAGCAGUUCAGAAAUUUCAAAAAAAGAAGAGUGCUCAUGCUCCAUGAUCUACAGAUCUACAGCAGAACCCCCAGUUCAGGCUACCCAUCUUUCUGGUGGAAAGAUUUAUACUCAACCUCCUGGAAAGAGACUGUGGCAGGUCCUUGAUGCUGAGAGACGGCACUGACCUACCAGAGACCGGCCCCACGCCAGUCAGCCAGGUAUCAGCUCCUGGGUGCCUGUGCCCUGCCAGAACCCACCCAUGGAGCGCAGCAACGAAAUAAAGGUUUACU